GUGUCCAAAUCACCAGGUGUGGACUGCCUUUUCUAUCUAUCUAUCUAUCUUAAUAUGUAUCUAUCUAUCUACCUGUGUAUUCCUUACCGCGUAGAGUAAUAAGUCCACCUGAUCCUAAUGAAGAACCCACGUAGAACAAUGUUUAUAUCCUCAGUUGCUGGUUGGCUGUCAACCAGUUAACAUAUCGGCCCUGAGCUGUGUCGUGAGUUCAUUAUUUUCCAUCGGAUUAAAAGUGUCAAAAUAUGUGAUUCAACAUUGUGAUAAUUGAUAAUUGUAGUAAUUGUGAUAAAUAGUUUUUCAAAAUGCCUGUGAUUUGGGGACCAUUUGAGAGCUCCCUACGGAGCAGAAUUGGGCCAGGGGGGGAGGAUUUGUCACAGAAAAAAAUUAUGCAUAAAACCUGUAGCGGUCAUGCCCACGGUCACGGGGUGAGAAAGGAGAAGGUGGUGGUUGAGAAGGAGAAAGGAUGGAGGGAGGGACGGCAAGCAGAGGAUAGGGUGGGGAGGGAGAGAAGGCAGAUAUCUCUUCCACCAGAGUCAAGCAGUGACGAAAGUACUCCACCAUCGGCAAACAGAAUGCCGGAUCUGAUUCCAAACUCAAAGAGACGUGCAAGCCUUGGUACAUCGGGUACACGCAGAUCAUCAUUUGAGGUGAUGAAUCGUAUGCUCUACGGAUCAGCAACUAAGGAUGAUCUUUUGAAUAGAGUUCAGGACGACACAGAUUCAGGAGUAGUUUCAUCAGAUGGAGAACAAAGGUUAAGGGAUAGAGGAUCUAACCUUAAUCAAAGAAUACGCCAUUGCUCCCCUUCUCCUGGAUACAAGAACAGGCUUCGAUCCAUACAAUCCAAUCCUUCAGAUAGGGAUUCAAGUGUUUCCCCGCCCCUAGACAAUUCAACCAGAUCAAGUUCUACAAGUAUAAAAACUUCCAGCUCUAGUUCUACUCUACCCCGACGAACUAAAUCUACAUCUAACACCUGCCCCACCCCCUCCACUCCCCAGCCGGUCAAGAAGGUGUCCCUGGGCGGCUACGCCUUUGGGUCAAGUACCCAGAGGUUUACUAGUCCAGUCCUUAGCUAUACGGAGGGGAAUGUUUCCAGAGAAAGUUUGACAGACCUACACACCCCCCUGAGCAGAACCAACAGUGACUCCAGGGUUGGGGGGAGCUCCACCCCCAAGAGAAAGCGCACCCCGACUCACAAAGCAUCGGUUGCGCGCGCGUGGUUGCAAUUUCAGGAGGAUAUAGAGAAGGCGCUGCAGAGAAAACCAGGGAACCUGGGCUUCUACAAGAACCUCACCGACCUUAUGCAGGAUAGGAUGGAAGAGAUAGAUCAG
Molecule: messenger RNA, 1328 nt
Organism: Eurytemora carolleeae
Lineage: Eukaryota; Metazoa; Arthropoda; Copepoda; Calanoida; Temoridae
Product: ataxin-2 homolog
Exons: 10
Source: RefSeq, a predicted model, not a curated record